Messenger RNA from Myxocyprinus asiaticus (Chinese sucker), 2291 nucleotides. RefSeq names its product leucine zipper protein 2-like. NCBI's taxonomy places the organism in Eukaryota, Metazoa, Chordata, Actinopteri, Cypriniformes, Catostomidae. Bases 253 to 1293 code for a protein of 346 amino acids. The record is from RefSeq and is a predicted model, not a curated record. The transcript is spliced from 12 exons.
CACUUUCACAUACACGCACUGCUCACAGUGUUGCAUCUCUCCGCCGCGGUGUGUGUGCCUGUGUUAACGCACGUGUGCACCAUAGAGAGAGAGAGAGAGAGAGAGAGAGAGAGAGAGAGAGAGAGAGAGAGAGAGAGAGAGAGAGAGAGAGAGAGAGAGAGAGGAGAGGGAGAGGAAGGGAGAAGGGAAAAGCGAGCAAUCGAGAGAACGAGGGGUAAAGAGACGGCGAGUGCAAGAGCGCAAGACAAAGCAAUGAAAUUCAUCAGAACCGUUUACAUCCUGUUCCUCUUUCCUGCUUUAAGCUUCAACAGCAGCUAUGAGGGGCUGGAAAAGAAGCUGAAGGAGGUUUUCACAGAGAGGACAGGAAUUUUACAACACCUUUCUAAAACAUCAAAGGAGCUGGAAAGCAUAAAGGGUAACCUGCAGUCUCUAAAGAAUGAUGAUGCUGUGCCCAAAAAGGAUGUGCAGAGAAUCUUGGAUCUCAGUCACAAGCAAAGGGAUGAAAUGAAGUCACUCCAGGCAGCUCUGAAGAAGCAACUGGAUGAUGCAGCUGAACGUGCAGAGAAGCAGCAGGCCACCAUCAAGUACUUAAAAAUGGAGAUGGAAAAGAAGACCAAAAUCAUCAAAGACCUGCAGCAAGAGAAUAAAAGCUUAAAGAACAAACUUAUGUCUGGGAACAAGCUCUGUGAAAUACAUGCAGAAGAGUCCAAAAAAAUCCAAGCCCAACUGAAAGAGCUGAGGUAUGGCAAAAAGGAUUUAAUUUUCAAGGGUCAGCAAUUGAUGGACCUGGAGAAUAAACUCAGAGUUGCCAAAGAUGAACUGGAGAAGGCUGCACUGGACAAGGAGUCACAGCUAAAAGCCCUGAAGGACACCGUGCAUAUCUGCUUUUCGUCUGUCUUACACAGCCAGACAGGAAGUUUACACAGAUUUCCAGCCACACCCACCAACCUGUUGAGGUAUUCUGCCCUGGUCAACAACUCAAGAGUCACCUUUCAACAGCCACAUGCAAAGGACAUCCCAAAAGUUCCCCGGAUCACAACAACAAGUAAAUUCCCUGUGAGCAGUGCGGUAAUGAGGAGAGAUGGCUCAGGACAGAAAGACUGCCAGAUGGUGAAGGUGGGAGCAGACUGUUCCCACAAUCAGACUGAAAGUAGAUCUGAGAUGAAAAAGAUGUUUGGAGACAGUCAAUCGAAGACCCCAGAGCAAACUGGACAAGGCCAAGCAAGGACAUCAGAGGAAAGUGUGAAAACAGAUGGAGACCUAAAAAAGACACAAAUGGACAAACACAACUAAGAGACAUUGGAAGACUUGGCAGAUUUUCUGCAUGGUAAAAAUGAUGUCAGACCUGUUUAAGCCCCUCUUCAUUCACCGAACUUAUAAGCACACUCACUCACACACACACACACACACACACACACACACACACACACACACACACACACACACACACACACACAAACAAACGCAUACACACUGUAGGGCACGAACAGGCAAACAUAAUCCCAGAAAGACACAAACAUAAAAACUCAACCUAGCACUCACUGUAAUGUAGAAAAAGGAAUUCCCAACUUUAAAUUUUGAACUUCCUUGAUAAAAACCAACAGCAUAGUAUGGCAUGCAUUAUAGAGUUUUAGAUUUUGAUUUUAAGAGGUUUAUGAUGGUACUGGUUGUUUUUAAUAACUGUUAAUUUUUUUUUUUUUUUUUUUUUCAUUUCUCCUAAAGUGAGGACACAGUGUUCUUUGAUUUGUGUUUUUUUUUUUUUUUUUUUUUUUUUUUUGGUAAUUUAAAACUGUCUCUGGCACCGCAGAUCAGAAUUUCAGUGUUAAGGGUCAUGCUGAGGGUUGUUUCAGUUCUGUAAAUGUAUCUAAUCUUGUCAGAACAGCUUCUGAUAAUAAUGAACUGAAUGCACUUUGUAAAUUGUAUUCAUCUCCUGAAUUUGCUUAAUGGAAAAUCGAUCCCAACUUUGCUAAAAUGACCAGGUAUGGUUUGUCUCGUGUUGUAGCAAAGAUUAAUUUACUCUUCAUACUCCAUAUUAUGAGGUCUUAAAGGCUCAAGUUGGCUGGCCAACUAUCACUGUUGAAUAUUUCGCAGCUUUUGGUGCCAGAAUUAAAGAGAAAAACUCGACUCACAAUGAGUCGUCUCCCUAAGAAUGAUGUGCCAUGCACCGAGUACUUAAUCUAAUGCUACAUCUCUCUGUUUCUCUACCUUCUUGUGUCCUUUCAAUAAACUGUGAUUUUCGCUAAAUGUGUGCAGAAUAAAUGGUUAUUUGUGGAGUAAAAACUGACUCGUCA